Messenger RNA from Nerophis ophidion (straightnose pipefish), 1886 nucleotides. RefSeq names its product phospholipid scramblase 1. The transcript has 9 exons. The coding region runs from base 960 to 1823 and encodes 287 amino acids. The record is from RefSeq and is a predicted model, not a curated record. Gene Ontology annotation, molecular function: phospholipid scramblase activity. NCBI's taxonomy places the organism in Eukaryota, Metazoa, Chordata, Actinopteri, Syngnathiformes, Syngnathidae. Gene Ontology annotation, cellular component: plasma membrane. Gene Ontology annotation, biological process: plasma membrane phospholipid scrambling.
GGUCUCACAGUAUUGCAAGUGUGUUUUUAGCGACAAAACUGGAAUUUAGACGGUUUAAAAGUGCUUUUAAUAAUGGAAAGCAGUAUGUGAGCUACACUGCUAACAUUACAGUCACAUUUAAACAGCAACAUUAUGCUAAGUUAGCCUAUUUGCUCAAGAAAAACUUAAUCGGUAGGUUGUGAGUUCAAACCCCGGCCGAGUCAUUCCAAAGACUAUAAAAAUGAGAACCAUUACCUCCCUGCUUGGCACUCAGCAUCAAGGGUUGGAAUUGGGGGUUAAAGCACCAAAAAUGAUUCCCGGGCGCGAUAUUGCUUCUGCCCACUGCUCCCCUCACCUCACAGGGGGUGAUCAAGGGGAUGGGUCGAAUGCAGAGGACAAAUUUCAUCACACCUAGUGUGUGUGUGACAAUCAUUGGUACUUUAACUUUACUUUAACUAUCAAACUCAGUGAAUAGUUGGGCGACUCACAGACUUUGCUUUAAGAUCUGUAGCGAAGCCUCCUUCCCCCUCCAAGUUGUCGUCAACAAAAUAGUGGGCGUACACACGGAGUUGGCUCAUCUAUCUCGAGGCGAGUUACAAAGUAAUUUGCAUAUUAGGGAACCUUCAAAGAACAGUGCAAGACUAGUAACUUCUGCUUAUACUUGUGAGAGAUGGACCAAAAUGUUACCCUCUCCGAGCAGGAUUUCAAUUACAUGGCUGAGUGGUGCCUCUCUAGCCCCACAAAAGGCAGAUCCGGCUGGUUGGCAUGGCAACAGAGGCGGUAGAGAAGAUCUCUGGACACACACAUUCAUUACAAAGGCAAACAUCACUACUUGGUGUUCAACAAAGCGUCUCACUCAUGACCACACAUAGCUGCUCUUCUACAUGAGAUGGUGUGUGCAUCACCACAAGCUGACCACAGAAGUUUCAUUCUUUGCAGAUUAGCAACAACAACUACUCUUCACUUCCAACAAUGCUGACAUGGUCCAAGGUGUCUCCAUCAUGUCAGCCGUGACCAACCAGCCUCUUCCCUUCGGCCAACUGGAGCGAGAGAGGCACAUCCGCAUGAUCUUCAGUGCUUUCCAAAACAAGUGUGACCCCACGUAUCACUGCCCCCGUCACUCGCCAUCACCAUAUCGACAUCUCCGACUGUCCGCCAAGCAACAGAACAUGAGGAGCGAUGAGUCUUGGCUGGAUGGUGCAGGAGGCUCCAACUCUCUGAGCGUGCUGGAUGAAGUCAGUGACUUCCACAUCACUGCCAGACCACAACUACAGGGGCCACAGUGUGUUGCUCAACGGCUCUACAGUAUCACCUCCGGGGCCAACAUGUCCCAAUUGUUUGUGGCCGUGGAAGAGAGCUCAUGCAUGUGCCUUCAGUGUUGCGGUCCGGCUCGAGCUUGCUCCCUGCAGGGUUUCAACCAGCAGGGCCAGCAGGUCUUCUACUUCCACAGACCGCUCAGGAUGGACGGCUGCUGUUUCGGUUGCUGCCUCAUGGAAAUAAGCGCCUACACGGCUCAAAAGCGACUCAUCGGGGCUGCGUUUCAAAGGUGGAGCAUGUUCACCCCCCUGAUUGAAGUCAAAGAUGCAGAGGGAGUGCCUGCAGUCAAAAUUCAGGGACCGUGCUGCCCAAGUCGCUGCUUGUCAAACCAACAAUUCCAGAUUACCUCCAACAUCGGGGAGAACAUUGGCACCAUAUGGAAGAAAUGGCCUGGCUUUCAACAGGAACACAACAUGGACCAUGAAUAUUUUGGGAUGGAGGUGCCGCUGAGCAUGGAUUCACAAACCAAACUGUUACUACUGGCAGCCACAUUCUUACUGAAUUACAUGUUCUUUGAGAUGAGCUGAAGACGUCAUUAUGGGUCAAAUAAAAUAUGUUGUUUUAAAAAAAUAAAAAUUUUCAACUCAUAA